Molecule: messenger RNA, 4825 nt
Organism: Diaporthe batatas
Lineage: Eukaryota; Fungi; Ascomycota; Sordariomycetes; Diaporthales; Diaporthaceae
Product: translation initiation factor 3 subunit CLU1
Exons: 4
Coding region: 332-4240 (1302 amino acids)
Biological process (GO): intracellular distribution of mitochondria
Cellular component (GO): cytoplasm
Molecular function (GO): protein binding; mRNA binding
Source: RefSeq, a predicted model, not a curated record
UUUGAAAAUCGUCGACGUAUGUAGCGUAGACAGCAAAGAGUAUUGAGCUGUGGACUGCGGUUUCUUGUUCUUUCUUUCCUAUUCCUUUUCUCUCGCCUCACAUACCUUGUCCCUUCCAGAUAUCCGUUCGGAUCUUUCGAAUUGGCCCCAUUUCCUUGCUCCAAAACAGUCAGAAGGGGCGCAAUUCUUUUCCCCAUCCCCUUUCCCCCCAGUCCCUUCUUCUUGGCCCGGCGCAUUCUGGAAGCCAGCCCUCCUUCAGACGCCGUACACGGGGAAUCUUCGCCGACCCUUUCGAUUGUGUUGCUUCUCAGACCCUUGAAACAAUUUAAACAUGGCUGAAGCGACCAAGGAUGUGGCUGCUGUGGCUGAGAAUGCCGCUCCAGAAAAGUCAACCUCCGAAGCCAACGGCGCUGCCCCGGCACCCGUUGUGGACGACGGGGUGGAGCCAAACUCAGAAGAUGCCAUGUUCAUGCUGAACAUCAUCCUGCCCAAUGAGCCGGGCAAGGUCAACAUCAUGGUCUCUCCCCACGAGCAGGUCCACGAGGUUCGACAAUCGAUUAUCGAGCUGCCGGCAGCCCUGCAGUACUCGUGCUUCCACCUCGAGCACAAGGGCGAGAGGAUCAACGACUUCAUAGCCAUCAACGAGAUCAAUGGCAUCGGCCCCGACGCUGAGAUCCACCUGGUCGAGGACCCAUACACCGAGAAGGAGGCGAGGAUACAUCUCAUCAGGGUUCGCGAGCUCAUUGGUGCGUCUGGCGACCGCACUGAUACCAUACAAGGUGUCCUUGCCGGAGCCUCGCUCUACGAGAAGGUUGCCACCGAGGCUGGGGACACGGCCGACAAGGCGGACCAGGAGCGCGCCGCCGUCGAGGAAUACAACUUCGAUGUUGUUCCUCCCAUUUCGUCCCUGCUGCCAGCUGAGCAGGAGCCGGCUCCCAAGACCGUCAAGGCAAUCCAGCUCUCGCCCUGGAACCCACCGCCCGUGCACCUGCGCCAGAAGGGCCACCUGUUGUACUUGAUUGUCACAACCAACGAGGGUGAGCAGUUCCAGAUCACGGCGCACGUCGGAGGGUUCUUCGUCAACAAGUCCUCCAACGCCAAAUUCGACCCGUCGCCCCGCCUGGCGCCCAAGGGCGCCUCCGCGCACUCUCUUCUGAACCUCAUCAGCGAGAUUUCACCAUCCUUUGCCGCCUCAUUUGCCCAGCUGCAGGAGUACAACAACCGCCGGGAGCCUCUGGCAACCUUCCAGAUCACAAACGCCAUCCCUUCCGCGCCCUGGGUGGUACCGUCGUCCUCAUCGCCGCUCUGCGCCCACCAGCCCGACAUCACGAGGACCCAGGAGUCGUACCUGAUUGCUGGCGUGGAGAACACCGACACCUUGCGAGACUGGAACGAGGAGUUCCAGUCUGCCAAGGAGUUGCCCAAGGAGAAUGUCCAGGACCGUGUCUUCAGGGAGCGUCUGCUGGCGAAGCUUUACGCGGACUACAACGAUGCCGCGGCCAGGGGAGCUGUUCAGGUCGCUCGCGGCGAGGUUGCGCCUCUGAACCCGACCGAGGCACGGGAUGCUCAGAUUUACGUGUACAACAACGUCUUCUUCUCCUUUGGCGCGGACGGAGUCGGCACUUUCACCUCCGAGGGCGGUGACGAGGCCGCUCGUGUCGCAACGGGCAAGGAUGUGGCCGGUGUCAAGGUCGUGAACCAGCUGGACAUUGAGGGGCUCUACACCCCCGGAACUGUGGUCGUGGAUUACCUCGGCAAGCGGAUAGUCGGGCAGAGCAUCGUUCCUGGUAUCUUUAAGCAAAGGGAGCCUGGUGAGAACCAGAUCGACUACGGUGCGGUCGAUGGCAAGGACGUUGUGGCCGCGAACGACAAGUUUACUUCUGUCUUCGAGAAGCUCUCUCAGGCCAUGAAGGUCAAGAAGCACGCUGUCUGGGACAAGGAUGGCAAGCGAUUUGACCUCGAGGCCAGCGUUGAAACAAAGGGUCUGCUGGGAACUGACGGCCGGAAAUACGUGCUGGACUUGUACCGUAUCACACCACUGGAUAUCGCGUGGCUGGAGGAGACUGCCGCCGAGGAGGAGACCAACCCAUACCCGCACCGUAUGACUGUCCUGCGAGGAGAGCUCGUCGAGCUUGUCCACAGGCACAAGAUGCGUGAGUGGGUGAACGCUGAGAUCCAGAAGCGCGCGGAUGCCAAGAAGGACGCCAAGGCAUCGGAGGAGUCCAAUGGGGAGAAGCCAGCCCUCGAGGGCGCCGAAGACAGGAAGGAUGAGAAGGCCGAGGACAAGAAGGACGAAAAGGCCGAGGACAAGGCAGUGGAAAAGGCCGAGAAGACGGACGACCAAGAUGACCGGAUCGACGUCAACAACUUCAAGUUUGCUCUCAACCCAGAUGUCUUCAGCGGCCAGGAGCCCCAGACCGACGCCGAGAAGGAAGAGCUGGCGUCCGAUGAGCAAGAUGUGCGGGCAGCUUGCACCUAUCUCCGGGAGUCGGCUAUCCCCGAGCUGCUCAACGACCUGAAGGAGUCGGAUAUCAGCUUCCCAAUGGACGGCACCUCGCUGCGAAACCUGCUCCACAAGCGUGGCAUCAACAUGCGGUACCUGGGCAAGAUUGCAUCCCUGAGCGAGGGAUCGCGCCUGCAGUGUCUGCGUGACGUCUGUGUCCGAGACAUGAUUGUGAGGUCUUUCAAGCACGUCGCUGCCAAGUACCUCAGGUAUCUGCCUCUGCCCCUUACCUCCGCCUGCAUUGCGCAUUUGCUCAACUGCUUCCUCGGCGUCGGGCUGAACGCCAAGCCGUCUGCCGAUGUCGACCAGUCUUUGCGGGCUCUCUACGGUGACGCAGACCUCUCGUUUGAGACUGUCACCCCAGAGAGCUUGAAGAAGGAUGUCGAGCUGGAGACGUCACAACGGUUCAGGUUCAAGCUGGACCCUGAGUGGCACGCCCAGCUGAGCCCAGUCCAGGUGCUGCGUGAGGUCUGCUUGAAGCUCGGUCUUCAGGUGCAGUCCAAGGAGUAUGCCUUCACACCCGCUUCAGUACCAGAGCCCGUCGCCGCUGAGACCCCAGCCCCAGCCCCAGCCCCAGCCGUGAACGGCAGCAGCGAGGGCAGCAAGAAGAAGAAGAACAAGAAGGCCCGCGAGGGCUCCCCGGCCUCUAUCGCCUCCUCAACGACGGUGCCCCACACAUUCACCGCCGACGAUAUCGUCAACGUCGUGCCUAUUGUCAAGGACUCCUCCCCACGCAGCUCUCUGGCCGAGGAAGCUCUCGAGGCCGGAAGGAUCUCCAUAGCGCAGAACCAGAAGAAGCUGGGCCAAGAGCUCCUGUUGGAGUCACUGUCCCUGCAUGAGCAGAUCCACGGCAUCCUACACCCAGAGGUGGCACGCGUCUACCACCAACUCUCCAUGCUCUACUUCCAGCUGGACGAGAAGGAGGCCGCCGUGGAACUUGCCCGCAAGGCCAUCAUGGUCGCAGAGAGGACCGUCGGUAUCGACGCGCAGGAGACCCUCCUCGACUACCUCAACCUGAGCUUGUUCCUGCACCAGCUCGGCGACAGCCGCAGCGCCCUCGAGUACGCCAAGCACGCGCUCCAGCUGUGGAAGAUCAUCUACGGGCCGGACCACCCCGACACCAUCACCACCAUCAACAACGCGGCCGUGAUGCUGCAGCACCUCAAGGCGUACCACGAGUCGCGCCGGUGGUUCGAGGAGUCGCUGCGCAUCUGCGACAAGGUCUUUGGCAAGCAGUCCAUCAACAGCGCCACGCUGCUCUUCCAGCUGGCCCAGGCCCUGGCGCUGGACCAGGACUCCAAGGGCGCCGUCAACCGCAUGCGCGAGAGCUACAACAUCUUCCUGCAGGAGCUCGGCCCCGAGGACAAGAACACCAAGGAGGCCGAGAGCUGGCUCGAGCAGCUGACGCAGAACGCCGUGUCCAUCGCCAAGCACGAGAAGGACGUCCAGGCCCGCCGCCUGCGCGCCGGCAUCCGCUUCACCCCGCGCAACCUGGCCUCGGGCGUCCGCUCGGGCGUCGCCGGCGGCGCCGCCUCCCAGGCCGCCGGCGUGGCCAGCCACGAGGUCCAGGGCAAGCCCUCCCUGGACGCCCGCAACAUCGACGAGCUCAUCAAGUUCAUCGAGGGCGGCGCCGACAAGAAGUCCAAGUCCGGCGGCGGCGGCAAGAAGACCGCCGGCCGCAGCAGCAAGAACCCCAAGAGCCGCCGCGGCGGGUCCCAGGUCCCCACCAAGGCUUAGGCGGCCCAAGGGGGUGACGGUCUCCGCAGUCCGCUGAUGGGGAGGGGCUGACAGAGCACACCCGCCACUGCGGCUGUGUUGGUGCGACUCAGCAUUGUCCCGAACGGGGGGAUGAAUAGCUGUGGCGCCAGUCCAAGGGAUCAUCGGAGGGCUCGAGGAGGAGGUGGUGGUAAAGGACAAGAAAAUAUCAACACCAGAUCUAAAAAAAGGGGGCAAGGAGCGAUUGGCGCGUAUUUCUGUCGGCAUGGUGCUUCCAUUUCCUGUUGUUGUUUUUUUUUCACCUUGAGUGAGUAUUCAUUACAUGGGGCGGCGUUUUCUCUACUCAUGCCUUACCUCGUCCGCAUACUUGGGCACUGUCGAAUGUAUCAAAAAUAUGUGUACAAAACUGAACAACAGCGAUGGAGAAAAGAACAAGGCGGCGAGGAGAAGGUCCUCCUCGUUAGCCCCGGCACGGAGGAGGGCGGUUGGUUGGAGUACCUGUCUCCGUCAAUGUAUUGGAUAGUGCACAAAAAGCUCUACACAUAGCAAGCAGUAGACCAAAGCCGGCGCAUGGAGGCAAGUGUGAGAAUAGACAUCUUCACUCUA